AUGCCUAUCAAUAUCAUCGGAAGUAUGGUCGUUCAAGGGCCAGAGGUCCUUCCAGGCUGGCAAUACAUCAAGAGCUAUGGACCGCUAUUAGCAGUGAUUGGUGGUUUGAAAUACUAUUGCCGCGGUACUACAAACACUUGGGAAAGAGAUCUUCAUGGGAAAGUUUAUAUCAUUACUGGUGGUACUUCUGGACUAGGUGCUGCUCUUGUCGAUGAUUUAGCUGCUAGAGGUGCUCAACUUAUCUUGUUGGUGAGGUCAAUUGAAGAUGCGUGGUUAACGGAAUAUAUUCAAGAUCUUCGAGACAAGCAUUCAAAUUUCUUGAUUUAUGCUGAAGAAUGUGAUUUAUCCUCUUUAUACUCUGUUAGAAAGUUUGCCACUAAAUGGUUAGAUAAUUCACCUCCAAGAAGAUUAGAUGGGGUUGUUUGUACUGCUGCUGAAGCAUUACCUUAUGGUAAAGAACGUGAAAAUUCUAUAGAUGGUUUAGAAAUUCAAACCGCUGUGAAUUAUGUUGGACAUUAUCAUUUAUUAACUUUGUUAUCACCUUCAUUAAGAGCUCAAAUACCAGAUAGAGAUGUUAGAGUGAUAUUAACAACUUGUUUGUCUCAAGCAAUGGGUAAUUUAGAUUUAAAAGAUCCAUUAUUCAUAGCUAAACGUUAUCCAAAGAAUAAACCAUGGACAGUUUAUGGUACUUCCAAAUUACAAUUGGGAUUAUUUGCUAAAGAAUUUCAAAGAAGAUUAUUAGCUGUACCAAGAAAAGAUGGUUCGCCACUUAAUGUUAGAGUUAAUGUUGUUAAUCCAGGUUUUAUGAGAUCUCCAAGUACCAAGAGAGUUUUAAGUUUUGGUUCAUUAUUCGGAUUAUUUUUAUACUUGGUAUACCUACCUAUAUUAUGGGUUUUUUUAAAAUCAUCUGCUCAAGGUAUUCAAUCAAUAUUAUAUGCAUUAAUGUGUCCUGAUUUUAUUAAUUUAGAUGGUGGUAAUUUCAUUUCAGAAUGUGACAUAUAUAAACCAGCAAGAGCUGAGUUUGAAGAUGCAGAAUUACAGAAGAACUUGUUUGACGCUACAGAGAAAUUUAUUUCUGAAGUGGAAAAAGAUUCUGCUUAUAAACGUAAAAAGGCAGAAGCUAUAGCUAAAAAAUCCAAAGAAACUAAAGAUAAGAAAGAAAAAGAAUCCAAUGCGAAAUCAAACGAUAACUCGAAAGAAGAUAUUGGUUUGAAAACAAAUAGUCAACCUAAAGGUGAAGUACCAUUAUUCCCAGAAUUAGAUAAAGAUGGUAAUAUCAAAUCAAGUAAACCUGCAGCAACCAAUAAUUCCAAAUCCAAGAAUAACAAGAAGGGUAAAAAGGGUAAAAAAACUUGA
Hansenula ciferrii is the source of this 1356-nucleotide messenger RNA. It is a transcript of the gene PBR1, whose product is annotated as putative oxidoreductase. The transcript has a single exon. NCBI's taxonomy places the organism in Eukaryota, Fungi, Ascomycota, Saccharomycetes, Phaffomycetales, Wickerhamomycetaceae. Bases 1 to 1356 code for a protein of 451 amino acids. The record is from RefSeq and is a predicted model, not a curated record.